AUGCAGCUCAGUUGCUGCAGUCUAGUUGGUGACCUUGAGGACCCCCUCAUCGCUGCCCCUUCGUCUCCUCUUACCUUUCCCUGUCUCCUUUUCUCAGCGCAGAGACAGCCGCAGGAGACACCUGAAGCUGGCGCCUGCUGCAGUGCUGAUGGGGCUGCUGCUAGCGCCCCCAGCAGCAGCAGCAACAGCAGCAGCAACAGCAGCAGCAGCAACGCCAGCAACAUACAUGCACGAGAGGGGCUCUUCAGUGGCUCGCUUGUCGCCGUAGCAUCCCAGAGCUUCAUUGCUGUCUUUCUUGUUAGUGGAUCGCGCCUGCAGCACGCCAACGACAGCCAGGCAAGCCGCAGCAGCAACAGCAGCAGCAGCAGCAACAGCAGCAGCAGCAGCAGAAGUAGUAGUAGUAGUAGUAGUAGUAGCAAGGACAACUGCAGCAGCAGCAGCAACAUUCGUAGCUGGCGUGGCCGCAACACUGCCAGGGAUAUAUCUUCCUCAGCUUCUCCUUCCACCGGCGCUUCCUUGCCUUUGGGGUCCCGUGGUUCUUCUGCUGCUGCUGCUGCAGCAGCAGCAGCAGCUGCUGCUGCUGCUGCUGCUGCGGAUGCUGCUGCUGGUCCUUUGGGAGAAGAACCUGAGUCCUUGGGCCCCGGGGGGCGGCCUCGCCGCGCUGCAACGCGGCGCGCCAGAGCUGCUGUCAGUGCAGCGUUGGCUGAGGAGACGUCUAGCGACGAAGACGCAUCGACCCGGGGGCCCCGCAGGCGGAGGGGCCCCCAAGGCCGCUCUGCUCUGUCUAGGGGCCCCAAGGGCCCCUCAGCAGGUGGUUCAGUGCAGCAGAACGAGGAAGAGAUAGACGGAGAGAUGCAGCCGCAGACACAGGAGACAAACCCCAAAAGGCAGCGAAGCCAAAGGCCUCGAGCAGCAGCAGCAGCAGCAGCUGCUGCUGCUGCUGCUGCUGCUGCUGCUGCUCGCAGGGGGCGCCGCAAGGCUGCUGGGGGGGCAUCACCCUCUAAAGACAAACCCGAAGAAGAGACAGAUAGGGACUCAGGCUCGUCCACCAGCUUCGUCGCGUCAGAGGCUGCCAGCUGCACGUCAAGCUCUGUAAGCAUCGCCAGCAACAGCAGCAGCAGCAGCGGCAGCAGCAGCGGCAGCAGCAACGAUAGUGAUGCAGACAGCUCAGCUUCUGACGACGGGGCUGCGAGAAGGCGCAGAGGCAAAAAGAAGACAAAGGCGAAACCGCAGCAGAAGAAAAACAACCGAGCAGCAGCAGCAGCAGCUGCUGCUGCUGCUGCGGAUUGGGGUGACACAGCAGCAGGAACGCCUGCUGCAACGGCGGAGCAGCAGGAGCAGCAGCAGAAGUGGCAACGAGCUGCUGACGCUGCUGUUGAAGCAGCAGAAGAAGAACGAGCUUCUGCGGCAGCUGGACUGCUGCAGCCUCUGCUGUUGAUGGUCAUAGUUAUCCCCCAGAACAGCAGCAACAGCAGCAGCAGCAACAGCAGCAGCAGCAGCAGCAGCAGCAGUAUCAACGGUGAUGGCUGCUCAAUGCCUCCAGUGCUGCUGCAAGACAUCAUCACGGACAUGGCAGUCAGCGAUCCGCGGUUCUGCAGCUCAACGGAGACAGCAGCAGGGGGGGCCCCCAUGGGGGGCCCCCCUGCCCCCACUGCUUGUAGAUACGACAAUUCUGUUUGCUGCUCGUUUGAGUUGAUAGCUGCAGCAGGCAGCGGCGCUGUGUGGCUCUUCAGCUGCUCCUUCUUGCUCACAGGCUGCUGCAGACAGGCCCCACAUUCAGCAGAGCUGCAGGGGGCCCCUGUCUUCGUUGUUGGGGGGAUAAGAGUCGCCAAGCCGCUGCUCCUCUUUGGCCCUGCGGGGGCCCCCAGCGGCUUCCUGCAGCUGGCGGAUGUCAGUGACGCGUUGCUGCCACUAACACAAACAGGCGUAGCUGCAGCAGCACCAGCAGCACCAGCAGCACCAGCAGCAUCAGCAGCACCAGCAGCAGCAACGACAACAGCAGCAGCAACAGCAGCAGGACAGGAUGCAGAGGAAGAGUCGCCAGCAGCAACGAAUUUAUCAAUGGCAGCUAACGUCCGGUGCAUUGCCACGCCCCCUGUAGCUGCUGCAGCAGGGCCAUGGGGGCCCCCCAGCCCCCCAUCUAUAGAGCUGAGGCCCCCCUGUUCGCUGCAAGUGCAUCGCGUACCAUCGAGGGGCCCGUCGUCAGUCUCUGUCUCCUGCCAGCUCUGCCCCUUCAUCUGGCAGCAGCAGCAGCGCAGCAAGUGGCUGCGCUGCAGAAAGGAGACAGACCCUUUUUGA
Messenger RNA from Eimeria mitis, 2298 nucleotides. RefSeq lists its product as uncharacterized. NCBI's taxonomy places the organism in Eukaryota, Apicomplexa, Conoidasida, Eucoccidiorida, Eimeriidae. The transcript is spliced from 3 exons. Bases 1 to 2298 code for a protein of 765 amino acids. The record is from RefSeq and is a predicted model, not a curated record.